Molecule: messenger RNA, 321 nt
Organism: Dovyalis caffra
Lineage: Eukaryota; Viridiplantae; Streptophyta; Magnoliopsida; Malpighiales; Salicaceae
Source: the annotation of a GenBank genome assembly
AUGAGCAGCCAAUUCUGUACAGCUUACCUGGAACUUGAACAGAGCUUGGGGAUCAGAAAGCUAUAUUGGAUUAGAAGUGCCGAGUCUGUUCCUGGCUUUGGGACAAAGAUCCACUCAGUCUCGCGAGACCAACAGUUGAUUGGAUCUACAGAUCUAGGGCUAUCAGGACUGGAUGGGAAAGCUUUAGAAGUCAGCCUUCCGAGAAAGAUAGAUAAGAUAGAGAACCCAGCCAAUCUUGACUGUGAAGUCAAGGAAGGAACUAACCAUUACUUGAGAUGCCCCAAGGCGGUAACUGAUUCACUGGAAGGAAGAAGCAAGUGA